AUGAACCAGUUUUUCAUGCGGUUGCCUAGCAGUGAUUGCGAACCCGGUCGAUAUGUGGCGGUAGAAGGGAGCAUUUACGGAUGUGAGUCUAUUGAUACAGCACUGUGUUGGGCUCUCCCUGCUAUUGUUACGCUGGUCAUAACACGACAACAUUCCGAUGCAAAUGUUGUGUUGUACUGUUUAGUGAAGUGCCUGUGAUCCACCUGAUAAAUUUUGCCGUGGACCAGGCUCGCUUGUUUAUUUCUCUGGUUAUAGAUAAGACGAGAUGCGAGAACUACCGCGGCAUAAAUCUCAUCGACGUUGCUGCGAAGAUCUUCGCUAUUGUCCUACUCAGACGAUUCCAGGCUGUGCGUGACUCAAGGACGAGGCCCAACCAAGCCGGAUUUCGUGCUGGACGUGGAUGCGCAGAUCAGAUAUUCACACUGAGGCGCAUUCUCGAAUUUCGCCAUAGCUACCAACAACCGACGGCCGUCUGCUUCGUUGACUUUGCCGCUGCGUUCGAUUCCGUUCACCGUGAGUCCCUGUGGCGGAUAAUGGCGCUAGAUGGUGUACCGGCAAAAAUCAUCGCCAUGAUCAAGGCCUACUAUCGCUCCACUACUGCGAGUCCUGGUCCGUAA
Messenger RNA from Spirometra erinaceieuropaei, 617 nucleotides. NCBI's taxonomy places the organism in Eukaryota, Metazoa, Platyhelminthes, Cestoda, Diphyllobothriidea, Diphyllobothriidae. The record is from the annotation of a GenBank genome assembly.